GCUGCAGAUGAGGAGGGGGUGAUGAGGAGGGGUGAUGUGAGCAUGCCAAAUGAGCACAUGAAGACAGUAAUGUGAUCUGAGCUGAGUGACAGGACCUCUAUUUUUUCUGCAGAGGUUUGACAGAGCUAUAAAAGAGUCCGAGGCUCCAGCUGCUGACAGAGACACGGACAGAGACACUGAGCAUCAGACCGGGUGGAAUAACCUCCAGAUAAAACACUUAUAUAUAUUUAUCUUUAUAAUAUCAAAGAGAAGAAUGGGACUGCACAGCGUCGAGGAACUGGUGUCCGGUAAGAGGUCAGAGGGCAAGGAGGCGGCUGAUUUCCAUGGCGGAGAGUACGAGGCGGCGGUGGGUCAGGAGAAGAAAGACGGCAUCGAACCGGAAGAGGUCAGCGUGGCAGCUCUCAGCCUGUAUGUUCCCUGUCAGACGGAUAAGAGCGGCCGGCUGAGACUAGAGACGGUUGACGAUCUGUUCAACAUCAUGCAGCUGAAGAAGAGGAGGAGGGAGAGGAAGGCUCCGAUCAAUAAGAAACCACAGCCAGUGCCAGAGACCCUGCCAGCCUGGGUGGAUGAGAACAUGUUUCUGACUGCAGCCAGUGACAACAAGAUGCCGCUGGUGGAGAAGUACCUGACUGACGGAGGAAACCCCAAUGCAGCCGACCAUUUCCAGAGGACAUCGCUGCACAAAGCCUCGUUCAAAGGACACGUGGACGUCAUGAAGAGACUCCUGGAGGCCGGAGCCACCAUCGACAAAAAAGACAAGCUGGAGGCCACAGCGGUGCACUGGGCCUGCAGAGGAGGCAGCCUGCCGGCCCUGCAGCUCCUCAUGGACCAGGGGGCAAAGGUCACCUACAGAGACAAGUUGAACAGCACUCCUCUCCAUGUCGCUGUGCGGACCGGACACUGUGAGUGCGCCGAGCAUCUGAUCCACUGCGGAGCCGACGUCAACGCCAAGGACAGGGACGGAGACACGCCCAUGCACGACGCUGUGAGAAUAAACAGAUUCAAGAUGAUCAAGCUGCUGAUGAUGUACGGAGCCAGUCUCUCCACAAAGAACUCUGAUGGAAAAACCCCUCUGGAGACUCUGAAUUCAUGGCAGAACGGCGCCAAGAGCCUCCUGUGUAACUUCAGCCAGGAGAAACCCGAUGCAGUAACACAUUCCUAAAAACAAAAUCCAACAUGAGAUUCAACCCGUGGAUCGGAUGGAGUGAAGCACCCAAGUCUUUCUUUUAAUAUCUGGUAAUCCGGCGAGGCUGUGCCAAAUGUUCGCUUUCAAACGGCCUACGGUGUUGACUGAUGGAUAUUAACACCCUCAGGGAGUGGUCAUAAAUCUAAAGCUCACUCUAAAGCGGGUAUUGUGGGAAACCACAAAUCUAAUCAGGAUGUUGUUAAUGCUGUGAUUGAUAGCACUGAUAGAUUCAAAUGUUGCUGGACAAUGUUUUUCUUCUUAAGCUGAGUAGAAGUCGGCGAGGACAUAUUUAUUGACAAGAAAAAUAUUUAUUGCGUUUGAUUAAUUUAUUUCAUUAUCAUACACUUAAAGCUAGGGUAGGUAAUUUACUUCAGAAACACUUUUUGUUAUAUUGCUCUUAACAUCCCGAUGGCAAUGAAUACAUCAAAUGCUUUGACAAUAAAUAUAUACAAAUAUUUCAUUUGUGGAAGCCGUGGCGCUGCAAAAAGCUAUACCAAUUAUCUCCUUCGGCCCGCGGCAGAUAACUGGAUGGCCUGCCUGCCUGUCAGCCUUCCAUCUGUGCACAAACUUAUCUCGUGCCCUCAUUGGUCAUGUGCGCGUUCGUGUGUGUUGGAGGAGGGGCUCUGUGAGGAAGUCUGAAGGAAGCGGCAGAUUUUUUUCGGUUGUGUAUUUUCAAAUUCUAGCGCACUCGAGCUGGUUUCUCCAUUCUCACCUACCCCACCUUCAAUAACUGUACGGGAAAGGAUUAGGGCCACGUGUGACAUCUUAUCUCAACAUGUAUUUAUUUGUAUCUCAGAGUUCCGUGUAAAAUGUGAAACUCUGAAAAAUAAAAAAAUCUGAAAAUCUCGGAAUUCUGAGAAAAAAGUCUGAUUUCCAAAAUGUUCGGAUUUUUUCAUUUUUUUUAAUCAGAAUACUGAUUCUGAAAAUAAUCUGAAUUCUAAGGAAAAUGUCAGGAUUGUAAAAAAAAAUGUUGUGGCUCUAAUCCUCUUCUAUAAAACCAAGUGUUCUUGAAUUUACUAACUAAUGGAAACAACUGUGAGACAUUUCUUUAGUUUUUUUUCAGAUCAUCAUCAGUCUAAGGAUUGAUGUAAGUUAACUAAGGUUAUUUAUUUGUAUAAAAAGACUUGAGCUCAGUGUAAAGAAGUAAGAGAGAACUGAGCCCGAUCUUGCUGGUAGACGAUUGUUGUUAUACUUGAACAUUCAGAUGACUUUUUAACCGAGUUCUUAGGUUUUACACGUUUUGAGAUUGAGAUAAGACAGGAAGAAGUACGUUUUUGGAUCAGGAGGAAGAAGAAUAUCUCCACUUUAUUUAUCGAGGUUGCUGUUACAAUUAUUUGUUAACCCUUUCUUUGUUGAUUUCGGUGUAGCUUCAUCUUUGCUGAAGCUCACCUAAAACAAAUUAAAUUCACCUCAACGAUAAAAAAAGAGUGAGAGAGGAAAGACGCAUUGUUGGUUCAGAGGAUGUUUGAAAAGUGUUUAUGAAAACCAGGACCUGAUACGUGAAUGAUUAUCAGAUUUAUUUUUAUUUUUAAAGAUGUAUGUACAUUUUGCCUUAUAUUUUUGGAUUGAUCUAAUAAAAACAUUCAAUUUAAGUUUUGUUUUUUUGACAUAAACCUGCAUGCUUUUGCCUUUUGAACGUGAAGUCAUGUGACCGUGCU
Molecule: messenger RNA, 2844 nt
Organism: Gymnodraco acuticeps
Lineage: Eukaryota; Metazoa; Chordata; Actinopteri; Perciformes; Bathydraconidae
Gene: ankrd1a
Product: ankyrin repeat domain 1a (cardiac muscle)
Exons: 9
Coding region: 254-1162 (302 amino acids)
Biological process (GO): regulation of transcription by RNA polymerase II
Cellular component (GO): nucleus
Molecular function (GO): RNA polymerase II-specific DNA-binding transcription factor binding
Source: RefSeq, a predicted model, not a curated record